UUCUUCUUCAGGGAGAGAUGUUUCCUCCAACUUUCCUAUGAAACUCUUUUUUUUUCUCCUCUCUUCAAUUUCCCCGGAAAAUCAGGAAACUUAGAUAUUUGAGCUGAUUUUUUUUACCUUUUUCUUUUGUUUAGCUAUCAUCUUGUUUGACAAAGCAGCCUCAGCUCUAGAGAGAUAUAUAGUUGAUUCGAUUAAGAUUCGCUUGUUUUGUUUUGCGGUCUUAUUUGUAGAUCAUGGAGAGAUCUGAUUCUAGAGAUCUCUACUACAACUUAGCUCGAGCUUCUUCAUCAAGUAAUAAUAAUAAGAGCACACUCUUUGACGCAUCUCAAUAUGAGUUCUUUGGUCAAAGUCUUGAAGAAGUUGAAUUGGGAGGUCUUGAUGAUGAUGGUACUUCUGUUAUUGGACAUGCUGAUGAUGGUGGUGAUGGGUAUCACCUGUUUGAUAAAAGAGAGGGUGCAGGUUUGGGAUCAUUGUCUGAAAUGGAUGAUCUUGCCACCACUUUUGCAAAGCUAAACAGAGUUGUUUCCGGGCCCAAACACCUUGGAGUAAUUGGUGACAGAGGAUCAGGUUCCUUUUCAAGAGAAAGUUCUACUGCUACAGAUUGGACACAGGAUAAUGAGUUCACAAGCUGGUUGGACCAGCAGACGCUUGAAGAACAAGCACAGGAAGCUAGCUGGUCUUCACAGCUACAAUCAUCACCUAACUCAAACUCUUUGUACAGGACAUCCUCAUACCCUCAGCAGCAACCACAGCUGCAGCAUUACAAUAGCGAACCGAUCAUUGUACAAGAAUCUACCUUCACCUCUUUUCCUUCACCUGGAAACAGAAUCCAACAAUCUUCACCGAGCCAUAUACAUCGUGCUCCUUCUCUUCCUGGUGGUAGUCAGCUGAACCUGCCUGCACCAAAUGUCUCUUCUCUGUCAAACUCUGCGUACCAUCUUUCAGGAUUGUCACAAGGACCGUCACACUACAAUAAUAACUUGGCUAGGUACGCCUCAUGUGGUCCUACUCUUGGUAACACGGUGCAAACUCCUCACUGGGUUACUGACCCUGGCCUUCUCCACGGUGACCGCUCCGGGUUGUUACACAGUCUAGUACAACAGCAACAGCAGCAGCAGCAGUUGCAACUUCCUCCUCGGAAUGGUUUUACUUCACAACAGCUGAUCUCGCUUCAGCAGAGACAAUCUCUAGCUCAUCUCGCUGCGUUACAGUCUCAGCUGUAUACCUCAUGUCCUUCCCCAUCGCGUCAAGCUUCUUUGGGGGUUAAUGAAGUAAGGGAACACAAACAUAAGCCGUCUCAUAGGAGUCGAAAGAACAGAAGUGGAAGCCUCUCCCAACAGGCAUCUCUGUCCAGCCAGAAAAGUGAAACCGGACUUCAGUUUAGAUCAAAGUACAUGACGUCAGAAGAGAUUGAGAGUAUCCUCAAGAUGCAGCAUUCCAAUUCACACAGUAGUGACCCUUACGUCAAUGAUUAUUACCACCAAGCUCGACUCACCAAAAAAUCUGCCGGGUCUAGACCAAAGGUUCAGUUCUGUCCUUCUCAUUUGAAAGACCAUCAAUCUCGGUCUCGUAACAGUAGCUCAGAUCAGCAACCACAAGUCCACGUGGAUGCUCUUGGAAAGAUUACUCUUCCUCAUGUUAGCAGGCCACGUGCUUUACUAGAGGUUGACUCUCCUCCUAACCAUAAGCGAUCCGAGAAGCAUCUGGAGGAGGAGCCUCUUGUUGCAGCUAGAGUCACCAUUGAAGAUGCUUUUGGAGUUCUUAUAGAUAUAGUUGACAUUGAUAGGACUCUCCAAUUCAACCGACCACAAGACGGUGGCUCUCAGCUCAUGAGAAAGCGUCAGCUCCUCCUCGAAGGCUUAGCAACGUCUCUCCAACUUGUUGAUCCCUUCAGCAAAACCGACCAGAAAACCGGUUUGACUGCCAAAGACGAUAUUGUCUUUCUACGCAUAGUGACUCUUCCCAAGGGGAAGAAACUGCUCACAAAGUAUCUGCAGCUUCUUGUCCCAGGCACUGAGAUUGCUCGUGUUGUCUGCAUGGCUGUGUUUCGCCACCUCAGGUUUUUAUUCGGUGGCCUACCUUCAGAUACAGUUGCAGCAGAGACGAUAGGUAGUCUCGCUAAAGCGGUUACGGUUUGUGUCCAAGCGAUGGAUCUCAGAGCAUUGAGUGCUUGUCUUGCGGCUGUUGUCUGUUCUUCAGAGCAGCCACCUCUCCGUCCAAUAGGAAGUGCUUCCGGAGAUGGAGCAUCAGUUGUGUUGGUGUCUCUUCUUGAGAGAGCUGCUGAAGUAGUUGCAGGACGUGUCAAAAACUCGAGUGAUGGGCUCUGGAGAGCCUCGUUUGAUGAGUUCUUCACACUUUUGACCAAAUAUUGCAGGAGUAAGUAUGAGACGAUACAUGGUCAGAACCAGGAGAAUGCAGCUGCUGAUGUGUUGGAGGCAGCUAUUAAGAGGGAAAUGCCUGCUGAGCUUUUACGUGCAAGCCUACGUCAUACGAAUGAAGAGCAGAGGAACUUUUUACUAAACUUUGGUCGUAAAGCUUCUUCGCCACCUGUGAGUGAGUUGAAAACCGGUGCAAGGAGUGGCGGCCAGGUUAACUCUGAGUCUGUGAGGGCUUAACUUUAACCAUAUAUAUAAGAAAGAAACUGUGAGAACAUGGAUUCAGGAAUGGGUAAGAAACAUUGAAACUGGGAGUUGGUAAAAAAACCUAAGUGAAAUCCUCGGGAGCUGAAUUUUUUGGUGCUCUGGUGAUGGAGACUCCUAUUUGUAUGCUCAUAGGGUUUGGAAGGAGACUAGUGUUUGUGACUCUGUACAGACUGAUGGUGAAUGGUGAUGACGCAAGAAGAUGAUGAUGGGUGAUGGUGAUGGUGAUGGUUUGAUGUGUGCAGGAGCUAAGAGGCUUUUUGUUGUCUUAGCAUCUUGUGGGUCUGUGUUGAUUUAUAUGUGUGUGCAUUGUGUAAAAGGAACGCAUAGUCUUUUUCUAAAAUGUUGUUUCUGUUGUAACCAAUGAACCGUUAUUACGCUUACACAAACCUUUGAAUUGUUUUCGUGUUUAUACGUCGUAUGUGUUUGGACAGAGGUUAAGUCCAAAUGUAUUAUGUUCUUUCGUAAGCAGUUGGAGACUUUGAAAUGUAUUACGCUAACACAAACCUUGCAGACUUG
Molecule: messenger RNA, 3158 nt
Organism: Eruca vesicaria subsp. sativa (arugula)
Lineage: Eukaryota; Viridiplantae; Streptophyta; Magnoliopsida; Brassicales; Brassicaceae
Source: the annotation of a GenBank genome assembly